AUGAAUUUGCUGGAGGAGGUCGGUGAGAGCUCGUCUCCGGCGAGGAGUUUCGGUAGUUUCGGACAAAAUGAUAUACGGAAUGAUGUUUACCAUCGUUUAAUGGAGAGCGGAAACGAAGAGGUUGUUUCUAAUCCUGAAUUCUUCCGUGAACAGCUGGAAAUUCACUUCAACCGCUUGCCUUCUAGUUAUGGAUUGGACAUCAACAUGGACAGAGUGGAAGAUGUUUUGCUGCAUCAGAAGAUUCUUUCCAAGGCAAGGGAUCCUGGUAGUCGUCCGGUUUUUCAUGUUCGAUUUUUGGAGAAUUUUUGGACCAAGGGAGAAGAGAUUGAGGACCACGAAGUGUCAAGCAUCUCAUCCACUGUGAAGCCACCUGAUACUGCAGAUAGUGGUGGGAUGAUGCCUUUUCAUGACAGAAACAGGAAUUUUGUAAGUGACUUUGAACCUUGCUGUAAGCUUGGCGACCUAAAUUUGGAUGUUAGGAAGUAUUCCCAUGACAUGGAGAGGGGAACUACUGUUGAAGAUUUUACCCAAAGGCAAGAAGUCCCAAAUGUACCAAUUCAUGAAGUUAUUUUUUCAACCAUUGACAAACCAAAGCUCCUAAGUCAGCUUUCGGCUCUACUUUCCGAUAUUGGGCUUAACAUCCGUGAAGCUCAUGUCUUUUCUACUACCGAUGGCUACUCUUUGGAUGUUUUUGUGGUAGAUGGAUGGCCUGCUGAGGAUACGGAGGGUUUGAGUGAAGCUGUGAGAAAAGCCAUUGAUAAAAAUGAGAGAAAUUGGUCUGGAUCUUCACCUUCCAAGUCUGCGGUGGAAAAGGCUUUAACUCUAGACACAAAACCCGGAGAAUGGGAAAUUGAUGCAAGGUUGGUCAAAGUAGGGGAGAGAAUUGCCUCAGGAUCCUCUGCAGACCUGUACCGAGGAGUUUAUUCUGGUCAGGACGUUGCUGUCAAGAUUCUCAAAUCUGAGCAUCUGGAUAACACAUUAGAAGCUGAAUUUGCUCAAGAAGUGGCUAUCUUGAGGGAAAUUCAGCAUCAAAAUGUUGUCCGCUUUAUAGGAGCAUGUACAAGGUCUCCUAAUUUUUGGAUCGUUACAGAGUACAUGCCGGGAGGAAGCCUCUAUGAUUAUUUACACAGGAAGCAUAAGACCUUGAAACUCCCUCAGCUUCUGAAGUAUGCCAUUGAUGUCUGCAAAGGGGUAGAGUAUUUGCAUCAAAACAAUAUAAUUCACAGGGAUUUAAAAACCGCAAAUUUGCUCAUGGAUAAUCUAAACGUUGUUAAGGUAGCUGAUUUUGGAGUUGCCCGGUUCCAGUCUGGUGAGGGUAUCAUGACAGCUGAGACUGGGACAUAUAGAUGGAUGGCUCCUGAGGUUAUAAAUCAUCAACCAUACGAUCAAAAGGCAGAUGUUUAUAGCUUUGCAAUUGUUCUUUGGGAGCUUGCGACAGCCAAGAUUCCGUAUGAAAGUCUGACACCUCUUCAAGCUGCUCUGGGAGUAAGAACGGGUAUUCGUCCCGAGCUUCCUGCAGACGUUCAUCCAAAGCUCUCAGAUAUAAUGGUGAGAUGUUGGGAUGCAGUACCUAUUACCAGACCGUCAUUCUCUCAGAUCAGAGUUGAACUUGAACAACUUUUACAUGAAAUUGAGGACAAUUCUGCAGAAACCAGAUAGCAAACUGAAAUCAUGCACAUAGUAUACUCUUACCGGCCGUCUUGUCAGUAACUACUGAGGGAUCUUUUUUUGUUUCUCCAGUUCAUAUAGCAUGAGGUUUAACUUUCUUGACGGAAUUCAGACAAAGUAGAUGGAUUUCCAUAGGUCUUACGGGAUAAGCAGAGUAAUUGAUGUUGUUGGUUUAGAGAGCAUGUAAAAAACGAUACACUCAAAGUGGACUAUCAACAUGGAGCAAACUGUGUUACAUUUUUCCUUCUGAUUUUUUAUUUUUUAUUUUUUUUGCCUUUUGAUAUGUAGUUUCGCUAUCAAUGUUGGGAAAUUGUUCUUUUUUGGUUACUUCGUUAGGUUACCAAAAUUUCAUGAACUGUACUGUACUAUCUCGAUAUCGAUCUACAUUAUAGAUCACUGAUGUGGUCGUCAAACCAAGUCCACAACUGAUAUUUCAGAUUUAAAGUCAUCCGUAG
Oldenlandia corymbosa var. corymbosa is the source of this 2123-nucleotide messenger RNA. The record is from the annotation of a GenBank genome assembly. NCBI's taxonomy places the organism in Eukaryota, Viridiplantae, Streptophyta, Magnoliopsida, Gentianales, Rubiaceae.